Molecule: messenger RNA, 1549 nt
Organism: Manihot esculenta (cassava)
Lineage: Eukaryota; Viridiplantae; Streptophyta; Magnoliopsida; Malpighiales; Euphorbiaceae
Product: L-2-hydroxyglutarate dehydrogenase, mitochondrial
Exons: 4
Coding region: 162-1406 (414 amino acids)
Cellular component (GO): mitochondrion
Molecular function (GO): (S)-2-hydroxy-acid oxidase activity; (S)-2-hydroxyglutarate dehydrogenase activity
Source: RefSeq, a predicted model, not a curated record
CCAAUAAUUUUCUGUUUGCCCCUCAUUUUCUGUAUUCAUACUUCUAUCUCGCUCCCGCGGCCGUAGGAGACUAAUCUUCUGAUCAUUCAGUCCUACGGCAUAAUGGGCAGAGUCUGAAUUUGAAGAUUGUUUGUUGUGGAGGAGGAGAAAGGAUUGAGCAGAUGCUCAAGCACACAAUUCGAAGCUUCAAAAGAAGAAUAAGCUCAAUUUCAACCUCAAGCACACCAAGAGAGAAGGUAGAUUGUGUGGUGAUAGGAGCGGGGGUUGUGGGCAUAGCGGUGGCGAGAGAGCUUGCUCUCAAGGGUAGAGAGGUAUUUGUGGUGGAUUCCGCCUCGACAUUCGGCGCCGGUACCAGCUCUCGGAAUAGCCAAGUCAUUCACGCAGGCAUCUAUUACCUGCCCAAUUCCCUCAAGGCUUUGUUUUGCGUGAGGGGAAGAAAUUUGCUCUAUUCUUAUUGCUCUGAACAUGGGAUUCCGCACAAACAGACGGGCAAGCUCAUAGUCGCCACUUCGCCUGCAGAAAUUCCAAACCUGUAUCAGCUAAUGAAUCGUGCGGCUCAGAAUGGGGUGGACGACUUGAGAAUGUUGGAGGGUUUUGAAGCCAUGAAAAUGGAACCUCAAUUGCAAUGCCUCAAGGCUUUAUUUUCCCCUGUUUCUGGGAUCAUUGAUGUGCAUUCUCUUUUGCUCUCUUUAAUGGGAGAAGCUGAAAGUCAUGGGGCAACCUUCUCUUACAAUUCUACAGUCAAUAGUGGCCAUCUUGAGGGAAACCAUUUGCAGCUUCAUAUAGUGGGAAGCAAUCAUCUUCAAAGCUGGGAUGGACAGUCUCCAUUGCACCCGGAGCUUAUACUUAUUCCCAAGCUUGUUGUGAACUCUGCAGGAUUGAGUGCCGUUCCUCUUGCAAGGAGAUUUAAUGGUCUAAACAGUGGUAUGAUUCCACCUGCACAUUAUGCUCGUGGUUGCUACUUCACCCUUACAAAUACUAGAGUCCCUCCUUUCCAGCAUUUAAUAUACCCUAUACCUGAGGAUGGAGGCCUUGGAGUGCAUGUUACCCUGGAUUUGGAUGGCCAAGUUAAGUUUGGCCCAGAUGUUGAGUGGAUUCAUGGUGUAGAUGAUAUCUCAAGCUUUCUAGACAAGUAUGACUAUUCUGUUAGUGCUAGUCAUGCAGAAAGAUUUUACCCAGAGAUAAGGAAGUACUAUCCAAGUAUGAAGGAUGGAUCAUUGGAGCCCGGUUAUGCAGGGAUUCGACCAAAAAUUUCUGGUCCUGGACGGUCUCAUAUUGACUUUUUAAUACAGGGAGAAGAUAGUCAUGGAGUGCCAGGUCUUGUGAACCUUUUUGGAAUUGAGUCACCUGGUCUAACGUCAAGCAUGGCGAUUGCUGAAUAUAUAGCUGCCAGAUUCUUGAAAUGAUAUGACUUGUAGAUAUGAUUUCAAAAAGUACAUUAAGUACGAAUAAUCUUUAGCUCAUUGGUAAUUGUGUUCUGUGGAAUUAUGAAGCAUUGAGUUCAAGUUCCAGUUGGAACUAAUUGUACCAAAAAAAAAAAAAAAACAAA